Condylostylus longicornis is the source of this 501-nucleotide messenger RNA. RefSeq lists its product as uncharacterized. Bases 1 to 501 code for a protein of 166 amino acids. The record is from RefSeq and is a predicted model, not a curated record. NCBI's taxonomy places the organism in Eukaryota, Metazoa, Arthropoda, Insecta, Diptera, Dolichopodidae. The transcript has 2 exons. Gene Ontology annotation, molecular function: nucleic acid binding.
AUGGGCGAUCUUCCUAGCGAACGAGUUCAUCCUUUUCGAGCAUUGUUCCAUGCAGGCGUUGACUUUUUUGGUUCCUUUUGGAUAACACACCUUGUAAGAGGCGGAGCCCCUUUAAAAGCAUAUGGUUGUUUGUUUGUAUGCCUUUUAACCAAAGCGACUCAUUUAGAAGUUGUUUCUAACUUGUCAACAGAAGCAUUUUUGGCGUGUUUAAAAUGUUUUAUAUCACGAAGAGAGUUGAAAAAUUUAUUCGAAUUACAAAAAACCAAAGAUAAAAUUAACGAAUAUUGUUCAACUGAAUCUUUUAAAUGGAAAUUUAUACCGCCCAGAUCCCCACAUUUUGGCGGUAUGUGGGAAAGUUCAGUGGAAAUGGUAAAGGAAAAAAUAAAUAAAGUCAUUGGAACUAAGCCACUAACAUAUGAGGAGCUAGAAAUUUUAUCAAUUCAAAUCGAGAGCUUAGUAAAUUUGAGGCCUUUAACUUCCACUUUCAGACAAUCCAAAUGA